GUAAUAAGGAAUAUAACAUGUGAAUAGUGUCACCUACAUACCUAAGGGGACCUAUAAAUAAUAAGCUUCCUUUGCGUUAUGAACCAUUCAGACAUUUGCUUACAUAUAAACCUAAGUAUUAUUCAUAUCGAUAACAACAUAUAUUAUACGUAAUCGUUUUCCGAAGGUAAACUUUAAUUUUCAUCAUAGUUUUCGUCGUUGGUCAUGGAAAUACUUGCAUCACCCGCAACACCCAAGUACGAAUGCUUGCUCUUUGACAUGGAUGAUACGUUGUACCCAAUGAGCUUAGGUCUUAAUUCUUCUUGUCGCAAGAACAUUGAAGAGUUCAUGUUGACAUACUUGAAGAUAGACGAGUGUCAAGUUCCCGAUAUGUGCUUGGACUUGUACAGAGAACACGGGACAACGAUGGCUGGUCUCAAGGCUCUUGGUUAUGAAUUUGACAACGAUGCAUUUCAUGGUUUUGUACAUGGAACCUUACCUUACCAUCUUCUCAAACCUGAUUUGGUGCUAAGGAACCUUCUGCUAUCGAUGCCACAACGCAAAAUCAUCUUCACAAACGCGGACCAAGCACACGCAGCUCAAGUCCUCCGUCGCAUGUGUUUGGAAGACUGUUUCCAAGGUGUCAUCUGUUUUGAAACUCUCAAUACUGAUCAGCAACCCAACCUUGUCGAAAAUCAUCACGCUCGCAUCAUUUCUUCUCCAACCCGAAUCGUAUGCAAACCGGCUCUUGAAUCCUUCCAAACUGCUACUAUCAUCGCCAAUCUUGACCCCAAAAAAACAAUCUUCUUUGAUGAUAGCGUUAGAAACAUAGCCACUGCAAAGGCUGCCGGAUUUCAUACCGUCAUUGUGGGAAGGUCAAGUGUUGUGGCAGGGGCAGAUCAUGCUUUAAACAGCAUCCACAAUAUGAGAGAAGCAUUGCCACAAGUAUGGGAGGAUGUUUAUGAAGGAGAACAGCUUUUGGUCCAAUCCACUGCUGUCGAAACCGUUGUCAAUGCGUAGUCAUAAUCGAAUUCAAUAACCUUCGAAUGUGAAAAUCGAUAAACGUCAUAUAUAAAAGUGUUGCAAUAAGUUAAUUAGAUUGAUGACAUAGCAAAUUGUAUCAAGAAAUGUGAGAUGUUAUGUUUGAUACAGAACUCGGCCCAUUUCAUAUAUGAAAGCAACCCACGAUAAUACCCAUCUCAGAAGUUAUAUGCAGCUUCGUGUGCGUCGAUAAAAUCUUGUGGAUAACGGCAUAACGCGUAUAAGGGAGGAAAAAUAUCACUGUACAUAAGUUAGCGACUUGCAAGCAGCUUGGGAAGUCGCAUGCCAAGUGAUGGGGCGUCGUAUUUGUUUCAAAAUGAGAAGUUGUAGCGACUUAUGUGCAAUCUGCACGUCACGCAACAUAUCGCUUACGAGCAUUCGACCAAUGAAUAUAUGUCGAUAUAGCAAGUUGUAGAGUAAUCUUGACGCUUUCUUGGUGAUUUUGUAGGUUUGUUCCUACAUCGUAUAAGUUUAUGCAAUAUUG
Cynara cardunculus var. scolymus (artichoke) is the source of this 1504-nucleotide messenger RNA. Its product is annotated as suppressor of disruption of TFIIS. The coding region runs from base 205 to 999 and encodes 264 amino acids. The transcript has 7 exons. Lineage: Eukaryota; Viridiplantae; Streptophyta; Magnoliopsida; Asterales; Asteraceae. The record is from RefSeq and is a predicted model, not a curated record.